UUACCAGAGAAAAGAAGUUGAAUGGAUCCGAGGGUCGCUUGGAUUCAGCCCGAACAGAAAGGACCUGCGAACGCCUUAUGGAUGCACGUCUGGGAGACCUCUCAGGGAGCGCGGACGCUCUCCGCGCAGCACCAGCUCCACAACCAGAACCGCAACCAGUGCGUGAGUUACGCAGCGCUGGACGUUUUAAAAAAUGUGGCGGCCGCGGUGGCAUCGAGCAGGAGCGUCUGCAGCAGCGGCAGUAACGGUAACCUCGCUGCUGCCAGUUUGAGCAACGGCAGCAGCCAUCGCGGCGGCGUCAUGAACGGCACCGCGAUGUCCUCGCUCGGCGUCGCGCUGUCCAACGGGAACGUGCGUAACUCUUUCGCCGCGACGAGCGCCGCCGAGCCGGGUGAGGGACAGACGCUGACCCAGAAGACGGGACCCGUGUCCUGCUCGCAGGAACCCCGGACCGACAGCCCCCCUUCCGGCUGCUCGCUCGAGAGGACUACUGGUGGAAAUGUGCCGGGCGGCGUUAAUAAUAACACGAACGUCGGCGGCGCCGGUCUGCUCUUCAACGGGAGGGACGGCAUGGACAAUAAUGUCAACCUCUACCAUCUCCACCACCACCACCAUCACCACCACCGUCACCUACAGGAGCACCCGGCUUUCAAUCUACAGCAGAUUUGCGUGAAGCGCCAUCAGGUCCACCCGUCAUUACCCGUAACCCACACACACAAUCACCACCCGGGCCGAAGGAAAAGUGACAACAAGGCGAGCACUUAUGGGAUGAAUUACUUGCUUUCAAACUGCACUAACGGCAACUACGCGAGCACUUGGACGCCCUGGAAGACGAGGAAGUACAACCCGGGGGUCCUCGGACUCCACGAGGAGGUGAUGGACCUCUACAACUUCAUGUCUCCUCGGCCAGAGGAAGCAGCUAUGAGGAAGGAGGUGGUGAACCGGAUAGAGAUGAUCAUAAAGGAGCUGUGGCCCACUGCAGAUGUCCAAAUAUUUGGCAGCUUCAGCACAGGACUGUACCUUCCAACCAGCGACAUUGACCUGGUGGUGUUCGGGAAGUGGGAGCGACCCCCGCUGCAAGAGCUGGAGCAAGCUCUGCGCAAGCACAACGUGGCCGAGCCGUUCUCCAUCAAAGUGCUGGACAAGGCCACAGUGCCGAUCAUCAAGCUGACGGACCAGGAGACCGAGGUGAAGGUGGACAUCAGUUUCAACGUGGAGACGGGAGUCAAGGCGGCAAGCUUCAUUAAAGAUUAUGUUAAGAUGUAUCCAGUGCUGCCUUACCUGAUCUUUGUGCUAAAGCAGUUUCUGCUGCAGAGGGAUCUGAACGAAGUCUUCACCGGGGGAAUCAGCUCCUACAGCCUGAUCCUCAUGGUCAUCAGCUUCCUCCAGCUCCACCCUCGCAUCGACGCCAGAAACCCCAGUGAGAAUCUGGGCGUGCUGCUGAUCGAGUUCUUUGAGUUGUACGGCCGCCACUUCAACUACUUGAAAACCGGGAUUCGCAUCAGAAGCGGCGGCGCGUACGUCGCCAAAGAGGAGAUCAUGAAGGCCAUGACGAACGGAUACAGGCCGUCCACGCUCUGCAUAGAGGACCCGCUUCUCCCAGGUAAUGAUGUGGGGAGGGGCUCCUAUGGCGCCAUGCACGUCAAGCAGGUGUUUGACUAUGCCUACACUGUCCUGAGUCACGCCGUGUCCCCACUCGCACGCUCGUAUCCCAACAAAGACUCUGAAAGCACCUUGGGGAGGAUCAUCCGGUUGACCCAGGAGGUCAUCGACUACAGGGAGUGGAUCAUCAAGAAGUGGGGGGGCAGGGAUCUGGCGCGAACAGACAACAGAGUUCCACCUCCCAAGGAGUCGGAGCGGGAGCCGUGUGCGCUCGACGGCGCCGUCGGGAUCGAGGAGCAGCAGAGGGACUCGGCGUCGCCGCACAGCGCUGACUCGCCCAUGUCCAUCUCCAGCCCCCAGCAGCACUCCUCGGCCUCCUCCGUCUCCUCGCUGUCUGGAUCAGACAACGACUCUGACUCGGCGCUGCCGUGCCCCGUGCCUCCUCCCACCAUGCCGCCGUACCCGUCUUUCCCUCCUCUGGGCCUCGCUUUGCCACCGGGCCUCAACAUGGGCACCUGCAAGCCCGGCAUGGGAGGACACCACCUCCUCCUGCACCCAGGCUCACAGGCUCGCGUCUCGCUGCCCGGUGGUCUAGCCAUGCACUCCAUACCUGGCAGACAGGUGUGUAUAGACACCGGGCUCCCCCCCUUCUUCCACAUGCCCCCCCCAGCCCAUAUUUAUGCCCCCGCCCCUUCGAGCCCACAGUCUCCGCCCAGCCCCCACUCCAGCCACACGCACAAGAACGGAGCCAAGUUCAACGUGAAGGGCUUCCACAACCCGCCGCUGGUGAACAACCCCGUUCUGGCUAACCGCGGACACACUCACAGUCACACUCAGUACCACCGCAGCACUUGGCGACGCAGAAAGAGGGACAGCCUCCCGGUUAGCCUCAGCAGAUAGAAACCCCUCC
Molecule: messenger RNA, 2512 nt
Organism: Cyclopterus lumpus (lumpfish)
Lineage: Eukaryota; Metazoa; Chordata; Actinopteri; Perciformes; Cyclopteridae
Gene: tent4a
Product: terminal nucleotidyltransferase 4A
Exons: 13
Coding region: 22-2502 (826 amino acids)
Biological process (GO): RNA 3'-end processing
Cellular component (GO): nucleolus; TRAMP complex
Molecular function (GO): poly(A) RNA polymerase activity; mRNA binding
Source: RefSeq, a predicted model, not a curated record